CACAGACACAUAUUGGUCACGCGAUCAGGAUAAGUUGGCAACAGGCAAUAGCUGUUGGUUGUGUGGCGGUGAAUGCACGUGUUUUACAAUUUUUGUGUUUGGUUUGAAUAACCUUCAUAUUUUUAAGUAUACGUACGACAAAGUGAAGUGUUAAGGUAUUCAAAAUGGCAGAUGAAGAUUCUAAUGGUGUUGUAGAAGAAAAAGGGUCAGAUGGAGAUGAUUGUGAUGUAAAAGAAGAAAAGGGUUCAGAUGGAGAUGUUAAUGGUGUUCAAGAGGAAAAGUGGCCCAGUUUGAAUGACAAGAUAGUUCGUCAAAUUGAGUAUUACUUUGGAGAUAUAAAUUUGCCAAAAGACAAAUUUCUCCAAGAACAAAUAAAACUGGAAGAUGGUUGGAUUCCACUUGAAGUAAUGCUGAAGUUUAAGCGCCUUUCAAGCCUUACAACAGACUGUGAUGUGAUAGUAGCAGCUUUGGAAGCAUCAGAUCUUGUGGAGGUUAGUGAUGACAAGAAGAAAAUUCGUCGUAAUCCAAAUUCCCCAUUGCCAGUAUUAAAUGAGGAACGGCGCAAAGAACUUACAACCCGAACUGUUUACUGCAAGGGAUUUCCUGUGGAUAGCACAACAUUGGACAAGUUAUUGAAUUACUUCCAAUCAUAUGGCCCAAUUGAUAAUGUUCAGAUGAGGUCAUAUAAAGAUAAGGCAACAAACAAAUUCAUAUUCAAGGGAUCAGUUUUUGUUAUUUUCAAGACAAAAGAAUUAGCAGCAAAAUUUUUGGAGAGCGAUGUUAAGUAUGAGGAUGUAAAACUAAUAAGCAAGUGGCAGUCAGAUUAUGUUGAAGAGAAGAAGAAGGAACGUGCUGAAAGAAAGAAGACUGGAAGGGCACCAACAAAUAACUUUAAAGUAGAGGAGCAGCAACAGAAGGAAGAUCUGCCGAAAGGAGCAAUUUUGCAUCUGAAAGGAAUUAAUGGUGAGACAACACGUGACAACAUAAAGGAAAAACUGCUGAAUGAAGGUCUGGAUGUUGCUUUCAUUGGCUUUAACAAAGGAGAUGAUGAGGCAUGGGUGAGGCUGCUGGGAGAGAAUUCAUCAAAAGAGUAUGUAGAGAACCUGAAAGAUGGUAAACUGACGGUAUGUGGCUCAGAACUUGAAGCAAGGUCUCUGGAAGGUGACGAGGAAGUUAAUUUCUUGGAGAAAACCAAAGAGGAUAUAGAGAAGAGAAGGCAAAAGACUGUAAGAAUUAAGAAAGGACGCAAAGGUAUGUGGGAGAACCUUCCAUUAUUAAUCAUUCUUUCAGUUAUGUGCGAAUCAUAGUACAGCAUUACUGAU
Molecule: messenger RNA, 1322 nt
Organism: Zootermopsis nevadensis
Lineage: Eukaryota; Metazoa; Arthropoda; Insecta; Blattodea; Termopsidae
Source: RefSeq, a predicted model, not a curated record